AUGGAUAACUUGUUCAAAGUGGCAGGACAACUGGCUGGAGGAAGACAGGGCCAGGGCCUCUCUUCUGGUAGCUCUAGUAUUAUGCACAAAAUCACGGAUGCAGUAAGCGGGCAGAAGCAUGAGGGAGACGGACAGAAUCCACGACCUUACGGGGCCUUUCCCGGCCUUGUGGGAGGCGGCCCUGGCCCGGAUCCUCACCAACGCAUGCCGUACUCCUCCGGCAAUCCCACGGGACCGUACUACUACGACGCGCAAAAUGCCAGACACGGAGAAAUGGGCGGCAACCACCCGUACGGAAGCAAUCGCCAAGGACAUGUAGCUGGAGACGAACGUAUGGGUCCCUCCUUCUCCUCUUCCCACGGUCCCGGCUUCCGAGGUGGAAGCGAACAUCUCUACUCAGGCGGACAUUACGACGAGCACAGGGACGACUUUGGUGGCCCUCCACCACUGCAGCAGACCAAUACCGUUUACUACGGCGGACAGAAAGGCCAUAGUGGUGGCAGCGGCGGUCAACCGGGCCCUUACUACGGACGCGAGGGCUUCGACCGCUCCCAUGGCUUCGAGGCCCGCGAGCACAGUUACGGUCCAGGUGCUGGCGGGCACGGCUAUGAGCAACACGGAUACAACAGACAGUAUGAGAACGAUCACUAUGGCGAUAGACCAUCUGGACACAGCCUGCAAGGACACAAUCCGCACGACGCGAGCAACCAGCAUGGCUACGAGCAAAGCAGGUACAGCCGACAUUGA
This is a messenger RNA of Cladophialophora psammophila CBS 110553, 747 nucleotides long. RefSeq lists its product as uncharacterized. The record is from RefSeq and is a predicted model, not a curated record. NCBI's taxonomy places the organism in Eukaryota, Fungi, Ascomycota, Eurotiomycetes, Chaetothyriales, Herpotrichiellaceae. Bases 1 to 747 code for a protein of 248 amino acids. The transcript is spliced from 2 exons.